UUGAAUUGGCGCGUUGAUAACGACCCGUUCUCCGCUCUUUACUAUGUGCAUAAUCUACGAUAACAAAUUCAUAGAAUUAUUGAUAUUGGAUGUGUCUAUAGAGUGCUUCAGCGAUCAAGAAUCCCUAAGAAACCUAUUGGUCAGAAGGCUAUAUUUUACGGACCACGUGUUGUGAAAAAAACUGUGUUUAUCUCCAUAUUAAAAAAAAAAACAUUAGUAGUGCUUUGUUAAGUGUAUUUAAGGAUAAUCGUCACGAUGUCAACAGGGAAACGGAUUGCGAAACGGUCCAUUAUCGGAACCCGCGUGUGCGCUCCAGGAGAAGACGGGAAAUUCUACUCCGGAGUGAUUCAAGCGGUCAAAACACCGGCGAGCGUCGACAAUAAUACAAACUGCAUCAAUUUAACGCCGAACACGAGAUAUACGGUACGGUUUGAUUCCAGACAGGGUACCUUAGGUCGUACCACCGCCGAGUUUUUUGAAUGCGACCUUAUUGGACCCGGGUUCAGGUCGGUUUUAGGGGUGGAACUCGUACCGCAACAAAAAUGUUUCGUUACUUUUAACGGACGCGAGGUAUGCGGGGAAGUUAUUAAACAUAACAUUGAGACUGAUGAGGUUAUUAUUAAAAUCCAUCCGACUGGUACUGAGGAUCCUUUUGAAGUUCAGAAGAAACUGGACGAAGUGCGUUUACUAGAGUCCAGAAAGUCAGCACGUUUAGCUGACCAAGACACUGAUUUUGCUCGUUUAGCUGAUAUGGCUGGAGAUAGGAAGAGAAAUGCUUCACACACCAUCGAUGUUCCUGCACCUUCUUACCAUGGAUCUCGUAAACGCAGGCCUAGCUAUAGCCAAGAUGAGGGACUGCAUCCUAAAACUGCCAUGGAUGAGUGUAGCGCCGCCUUAGUUCUAAUGAGCCUUUCCUGUUCACCACAAAAUGCCUUGUCGUAUUACGGUACUUCCCCGGGAAGCAGCUCUAGCAGUUCAGCCUCUUUCCGCUCUACUCCCUCACCCCCACCUCCAAGUAACUCACCUAUCAACUCCUUAGGAAGUUCCGGGUCCGAUGAAGGUAUCGUUAUGGAUUACAUGUUAGAAGAUCAACCCAGAAAGAAGAAGAACAUAACGACAGUGGUGUUCCAGUGCACAUUUCGAGGUUGCAAAGCAUCUAACGGUUCCUGUGAAGAGAUUGAAAAGCACGUUCGUACAGAACAUAAUGUCUCCGCUAAAGAAGAAGAAUUCUACUACACCGAAAUCGAACUAUGCUGGGGACACACCAGCUCACCUCCCACUCGCUCACAUCGCGACAUGGCCCGUCCGCCCCACGAAGACCCCGACUACCAGCGCCAACUGGUGGGCACCAUGCGCCAAAACCUCCUCUCCGGCCCCUCACCGAUACCCCAGAGUCCUCACAAGUUACUGAAACUUUCACCACGUCCUCACAGCCCAAAGAUGCCCAACUCGCCCCGUAGAGUACGCGGCGAGAACAAAAAGUGCAGAAAGAUCUACGGAAUGGAUCAGAGGAGCCAGUGGUGCACCCAAUGCAAAUGGAAGAAAGCCUGUUCCAGAUUCGGUGACUAAAUUAAGAAAUUUAAGAGUCAGAGACAAUUAAGUGCGCCAAUGUGUUCUACUACUACUUCGUUGUAAAACGGGCACGUUUGCCCUCGAUCUCAUUAAGUACAAGCUCAGUAUUUGCCAGGAAGAAAUAUGGGAUAAGGGUUUGUUUUUUUUGAGAGGGAUGAAAUAAGACCAUAUAUUUUUUUUGGAAAGUUAUCUGCAGGGAAGUGUAAGAGUUAAAAAGUCAAUGUGAUAAAGUCUGGCUGUGUUUAUGACGUAAGGUAGGCAUAGCGGACACUCUUACAUCUUCUUGUCAGAUUACCAUUUGUAGAGUUUUAGGAGAGUUUGUGUUGGUUAUUGUGCAAUGUGGGUUACAGAGGUAAAAUUAUGGCCCAAGUAAUAAAACAGGUUGGAAUGGUUUUUUCUGUUUUAUUAGAAUAUUUGUGCCACAUCGUUUUAUAAAUAAUUUAUUACUCAAAAGAGAUAAUCAUGGAUCUUAAUUAUUUUUCUAUUACAUUUGGCAAUAAGCAAUGUUUAGAUUAAUAAAAACUUAAACAAUGACAAAAUUACUAGGUUUAUUUGAAAAGUUUUCGUCCUUCUUAAAAAAAAAACAGAUAAUUCAAGCCGAAUAAAUAUUUAUUUCUCGACAUAAUCUCCACACAAGUCAAUACAUUUGAUCAAACACUUUUCUCAACCUUUCAGGCCAUCAGAAAAAUAAUCUUUAGGUAAACCUGAAAGAUACAAGUUUACUGCCUCUUCCACCUUAGUAUUUGACGCAUAUUUUCUCCCUCCGAGAAAUUCUUUCAAGUUGUGGAAUAAAAAAAAGUCACGCGGAGCUAGGUCUGGUGAGUACGGUGGAUGUUAAUGCAAUUCGAACUUCAAUUCUUCCAAUUUCGCCAUUGCGACCAUGCACGUGUGGACUCGUGCGUUGUCUUUAUGAAACAGCACCUUCUUCUUCGCCAAUUGUGGUUUCUUCUUUGUUUGUUCGUUUUCUUCUUUGUUUGUUCGUUUUCUUCUUUGUUCGUUUCUUCUUGAGUUCCGCCUUCAAUAGGUUCAAUAACGUAGCAUAAUAGAGUCUAUUAUUGGUUUUCCCUUUUUGAAGGUAAUCAACCAUAGUUAUACCACGGCUGUCCCAAAAAACUGUCGCUAUUACUUUUCUGGCAAAAAGAACGACCUUUGCCUUCUUCGGAGCUGGUUUUCCCACCCCCAUCCAGUGCAGUGACUGUUGUGUUGUCUCCGGAGUAUGGUGAUGGAUCCAUGUUUCGUCGAUAGUAAUUAUUCGACGUAAAAACUAAACACCAUUCCGAUAUCCCGCAAACCUCAGCAAUUUCUUUAAUAGUUAAUCCUACUAUUAAAGAAUAAAUAUUACUAUCCAUAAUGUAAUGAUAGUGUUAAUACUACUAUCCACUAAGCUGAUGAUAUCGUCCGUGGAAACAGUUUUUGUACAUCCAACUUUAUCAACGCGCGAUAUUCGAUUUUAUCCAUUUGUUUAAAUAAUUGUCAACUGUCAACUUUGAAAGGGUACCAGAGGUUUUGUAUUGAUCGAAAUGACUUGAAAUUUUUAUGCCAUACAAUAUAUGUAAAGGCCAUCUAUCGGUAAGCGAGAGAUCUUGAAUACGUUGUAUACGUUUUGCCGGUAAGGCCGGGAACUUUUCAAAUGACCCUCGUAUGUUUUUCCCACGUUUCAGUUUUCCAUGAAGGCAUUCUCAGACAAAAAGUUUUAUUUAAGUUUUUGGAAAAAAGUGAGGAAGUUUGAUAGUAGAGGUUAAAAGAAAUGACAAAAAUAUUCUUUAGUUACGUUUGGUUUACAAUCAUUUGUUUAGUCAUCAACAGGAUACUAAAAUUGAGGUCUUGGAUAUAAAGAUGAACGAUUUUUAAAGAUAAAUCAUGUUUUUAUUUUAAUUUUCCAAUGUAAUUAAAGCUUUUAACCUUAAAUAAUUAAAGUACCAAAAGGCGGAUCUUUUUUAAUUUUUAUUUUUUUCAUUGUAGUAGUUAGUAAGUUUAUUUUUUCCAGGCAGUUGAAGUUAUUUCGCAUUUGAUCCAGCUUUUGGAUGUCUUUUAUUUUCUGUCUAUAAGAACUAAGAAAUGAUCCUUAACUGCCUAGACGAGACUAAAUUUAUUUUAACUGUCUUUAAAAGUAAAAGAACUUAAAAGAAAUGAGUCUGACGAUGAUGACUGAAACUCUCAAGGUUUGAAAAAAAUAAAAAAAGCUCUAUUUUCGUGCCUGGAACUAUUAAAAAAAAAGACUUUCAACUCCGUGGAAAUCCUGACGAAACAAAGCUUUUAGAAAAAGAUCUUAUGACCUACAAGGAAAUUUCAAAUCAAGAUCUAACUAAUUUCUUUAGGCGGACGAUUUUAACGGAGAUGAUCUCAAUUGUCUGGACGAAAUUUAACUUCAAACGAAAGAUGAAACUUUAACUGCCUGAAGAAAACAAAAGAGGUGUUUUAGUGUAAUUGACGCCUGAAAUAAUUUCAUAUUCAUUCCAGAAAACUGAAUUCAUUACAACAACUCCAGUUGCCUGAAGUCAAUGAGAAAUGAUCGUUUAUUUAAAGGAAGUAAGUCGUCAACUAGUUUAUUUUCUGUCUUCAUCAUGAUCUCAAUCACCUCGAAGAACUGUGGCAUCACUUUAGUUGCCUAGAAGGAAAGGAAAAAAUACAUUUAAUAAUAACAACUGCCUGAACAACACAAGAACAUUAUUUUAAUUCUUCCUGGAAUAAAUAAGGAAUUAGAUUAAAGAAACCAUUUCUAAGCAAUUGGAUUCGUUUCUCAUUUUAUACAGACCAUUAGAGUCAUAAUAACUUCAGUUGCCUGCAUCAACCAAUUAACGAACUGAAUAAGACUGGCUUCAGGUAAUAAGAACUAAUCUCAACUGCCUAGAAUUUGAGAAAAGUUAAUUUAAAAAGUGAGAAAUUACUCUUGCAGCCUGAAAAAAAAAUUUUAAUCGUUUUGGACAAAAAGAAAUUAUCCAGUUAAAACGAGAACGCCACUUUAACAUGCUGGUAAAAAACAAUAGAAUGCGAUUGAAAAAAUAAAUUAUAAAUAUAAAUAUGGCUCAUAUAAUGAAACAUCUUGAAAUGCGUUUCCCUUUUUUAUUAGAAUAUUUGGGAACCUUGUGCCGCAUCGCUUUGUAAAUAAUUUAUUAAAGAAAAAAGGUCCUGGAUCUUAAUAUAUUUUCCAUUACGUUUGGAUUACAAUAACCCAAAUUUCCUGAAAGAAAUUGAUAAUGUAUUCAAAGCAGUCACUGCUUGCCUUUACGUAAAAAUUACCCCAAUUACCUGGAAUAAACAAAUAGAGUUAUUUCUGUUGAGUUGGUGUAACAGUUUCUUGAUAUUUUUAACCCUUAACGUAGAUUUCCAGUGCAAUUUCCUAAAAGAAGUCAAUAGUUCAUCCUAGGGAGUCAUUACUUGACUUAAAACUUGUCUUAACGGUAAAAAUCAACCCCAUUUACCUGGAAUAAAAUAAUAGUUUAUUUCAGACAGAAAUUUUUGUAUAGCUUCUGCCCCUAAUGUUACAAUUUCUUGGUAUUUUUAAGCCUUAAAUUAGAUUUCAAGUCCAGUUACCUGAAAGAAAUUAAUUUUUUAUUCAAGGCAGUCAUUUUUUGCCUUAACACAUAAAAAUGGUUCUCAAUUGCCUGGAAUAAAAUAAAAAUUUAGUCUAGGCAGUAAUUUCUGGCCCUGAUGACACAAUUUCUGGAUAUUUCUAACUUUCAAAGUAGAAUUUAACCACAAUUUCCCGGAAGAAAUUAAUAACUUAUUCCAGGCAGUCCUAUUCCUGUGUAUUUCUUGCCUUUAUAAAAUUAUUUAUGAAUAUUUCUCACCCUUGAAGUGCAAUUCCAAUUUUCUAAUUCGUUUUUUAUGUGAAAUUUUGAUUUCUUCUUAAAAUGUCCGCUUAUUAUUUAGACAUUUUGAAUAACACUUAAAAAAAUUAAAAUAAUUUUUUGCUCUUAUAAUUGCUCUUUUCCCAUGUUUCAGUUUUCCACGAAGUCAUCCUCAGGAGAGAAAAAUUAAGUUUCAUUAAAUUUUUCAGGAAAAAAUGAGAAGGUUUGAUAGUAGGGAUUGAAAAAAAUUAACAAAAACGAAUGAAGAAAAAAGGAGUUUUUAAAAUUUUUAUUUCUUUGGUUGCAGUAAAUUUAUUUUUUCCAGGCAUCAACGUCAUUUGUCUCUUUUUUUCUGUCUUUAAGGAUUGAGAAGUGAUCCUUAACUGCGUGGAUGAGACAAAAACUUACUUCAACUGCCAAAAAAAAAUAGUGAAACUUUCAGUGUUUAAAAAAACAAAAUGAUAUUUUAGUGCCUAAAAGUAAUAAAGAAAAGAGAUUUUCAACUCCGUGGAAAACCUGACCAGACAAAGUUUUUAGAGGAAGAUCCUAUAACAUAUGACCUUCAUGCAUGAUCCCCAAUGCCUGGAAAACAUUUCAAAUUAAUUUCAAAGAAACCAGAGAUGAGACUUAAGUCCAAAUAAGUCAUUAAUCAAUUUAAUUUAGACCUAUAGAGACGUCGUAAUGAUCUGAGUGACCUAGAAGAAUCGAAGUAUUAGUUUAAUUGUCUAGAAAUAAUAGAAAACAUUCAUUCAAUAAUAAUAACUGCCUGAACAAAACGAGAACAUUAUUUUAAGUUCCUGAAAGAAUUAAAUAAAAUAAAGAAACAUUCUUCCAAAGCCAUCCUCAGUAUAGAAUAAAUUUUAUUUGAUUUUUUGGGAAAGAUUAAGGAGGUUUGAUGGUAGGAGAUGAAAAAGUUACAAAAAUUACUUUUAGUUUACGUCGACGUUUCGACCAUUUAUUAAAUCUUUAACACGAAACUAAAAUGGGGUCUUAUGGAUGGAAAGCUUUUAACUUUGAAAAACUCUAAUAUCAACAGCAAAUGAAAAGGAGCUUUUUUAAUUUUAUUUAUUUCAUUACAGUAAAUUAAUUUCUUCCAGGCCGUUGAAGUUAUUUUUUCCAGGGAGCUGAAGUCGUUUUUUAUUUGAUCCAGCGAUGUUUCUUCUUCUAUGUCUUUAUGAACUGGGAAAUAAUCCUUGAAAACUUAACGAAUUUUUUGAUGCAAUGGAAAUGAUCUCAAACGCCUGGACGAAAUUUUAAAUUAGCUUCAAAAAAAUUAAAGAGGAGAUUUUAACUGCCUUAAGAAAACAAAAGAAAUUUGCUACAAUAACUCCAAUUGCCUGGAAAUAUGAGAAAUAAUCUUUUAUUUAAAGUAAGUCGCUAAUCACGAUCUCAAUUAUCUGGACGAACUGAGGUAUUACUUUAAUUGGCUUAAAGUAAUGAAAAAAAAUGCAUCCAAUAGUAACAACUGCCUAAACAAAAUUUCAACUUCCUGGAAGGAACAAGAAAUUAGGUUCAAGAAAGAAACAUAAUGAAUUUCUGCUAGGCAAUUGGAGUCAUUUCCAAUUUUAUCCAGACAAUUAAAGUUAUCAUAAUAGCUUUAAUUGCUUGCAUUACCCCAAUAACGAACUGAAUAAGACUGACUUGAGGAAAUGACAGCUAAUCUCACCUGCCUGGAAAUUGAUCAAAAUUACCAUAACAGCCUGAGAAAGAAAUAAAGGACUAUAAUUAAUUUCUUUCAGGCAGUUUAUUUCUAUAAUUAUUUCUGUUGAUUUAGCAGUUAGAGUAAUUUUGCUAAUGUCAAUUUGAUUCAUUUGUUUCUUCCAGGUGUUAUUAUAUAGACCUCAGUUGUUUAAAAAACUUAAUAACGCAACAUUAAAUGCCUUAAAGAAAUGAAAACUGAUCUAUACUACCUGAAAGACCAGAAAAAUGUCAUCAUAACUACCUGAAAAUAAUAAAAAAAAUAACUGGAAGACAUUAAAAAAAAUAAUUUAAUUUAUGAAUGAUAACAACUGCCUGGAUAAAAUGAAAAAAUUACUUACUUACAGCUGCCUAUAAGAAAAAAAUCACGUCCUGAAAAAACAAUUAAUAACUUCUUACUGCUUCUAACGGCUCUAACUGACGUCAAUAAAUGAGAACUGAUUUCAUGUGCCUGGAAGAUAGAGUAUUUGAACUAUAUGGAAAACAUCAAUUCUAACAGUCUGAAAGAUGGGAAAAAAUAUAUUUACUACCUGAGAAAAUGAAGAGUCACUUUAACUAACUGAAAGAAAGGAGAGUAUAAGAACAAGUAAUUAAUCUAGAUGACUUUUCAUGAGUUAUUAUAUAGACCUCAAUUGAGUGGAAAACUGGAAAAGACUUUCCACUCCUUUGAAAACCUGACUAAACAAUUUUUUUAGAAAAAGAAAUUUCAAAUGAACACCUAACGAAUUUCUUCAGACAAUUGCAAUGAUCUCAAAUGCCUGGACGAAAUUAGAAAUUAACUUCAAAGAAAGGAGAAAUGAGACUUAACAGCCUGGAAAAAAACAAAAGAAAUGUUUUAAUGUAAUUGACGAGUAAAGUAAUUUCAUAUUUAUUCCAGUUGCCUGGAGUUAUUCUAGUGAAUUCGGCAGAAUGAAAAAUGAUCUUUUAUUUGAAGAAAGUAAGUCAAUCAAUUUCUUCCGGACUAAUAGAGACGUCGUCGUAUUAUUCUCAGUAACCUGGAAGAACUGAGGUAUUACUUGAACUGCUGAGAAGUAGUAAAAAAUGCAUUCAAUAAUAACCCGAACAAAACCGUGGAAGAAACAAUACGUUAAAUAUAAGAAACAUAAUCAAUUUCUUCUAGGCAAUUAAUCAUUUCUUAUUUCAUCCAUAUUAUUAAAGUCGUUAUAAUCACUUCAGUUGCAGCAACCGAAUAACGAACUGAAUAAGACUGACUUGAAGAAAUGAGAACUAAAGUAAUCCAUUCAAAGGAUUACUUUAACUGCUUGUGAAAAGUGAGAAACGACUCUAACAGGUUGGAGUAGGUGUUAAAGUCGUGUUUAAGAUAACAAAAAGAUAUUUUCUGGUUGAACCAACAUCUUGUAAGAAACAAGAAGAAAUUAAUCUGAAAAACGUAUUAUAACUAAUUUCUUCCAGGCAGUUUAUUUCAAUUCAAUUAUAGUCAUAAUUCCUUCAGUUUGUUUUAAUUCAUUUCAAUUUAAUUCAUAAAUGAUAACAACUGACUAGACACAAUGAGUCAACAGCAUUAGUCUGAAAGAUAAGAAAAAUUAUAUUGACUGCCUGAAAAAAGAAAGAAUCACUUUAUCUAACUGGAAGAAAUAAGAAUAUUAAUAUAAGCAAUGAAUUGAGAUUACUCUACAUGAGUCAUAUCUCAUCUGAAUCCAGGCGAUAUUGAAUAUUGGACUUCAGUUAGCCUUCAAAAAAUGAGAACUGAUCUAAACUACUUAGAAAAUAAGAAAAAUGCCUUAACUACCUAAAAAUACGAAGAAUCAAUUCAACCAGGGAUAAGAAAUUAGAAUGUAAUAAUAAACAAUAAAUCUAGAUGACAUUUCAUGACUCAUACCUUAUGCAACAUUAAUUGCCAUCAAGAAAUGAGAACUGAUCAAAACUGUCUGGAAAAUAGAAAAAAUACAUUAACUACUUGAAAAAAACGUCACGUCAC
Messenger RNA from Anthonomus grandis grandis, 9000 nucleotides. It is a transcript of the gene Glut4EF, whose product is annotated as zinc finger protein 395. Gene Ontology annotation, molecular function: DNA-binding transcription factor activity; RNA polymerase II cis-regulatory region sequence-specific DNA binding. Bases 256 to 1569 code for a protein of 437 amino acids. The transcript is spliced from 6 exons. Gene Ontology annotation, biological process: regulation of transcription by RNA polymerase II. Gene Ontology annotation, cellular component: nucleus. Lineage: Eukaryota; Metazoa; Arthropoda; Insecta; Coleoptera; Curculionidae. The record is from RefSeq and is a predicted model, not a curated record.